CUCAAGAUAUGUCCAGCCAAACAAACAAAGGGAUUCCAUUUUCACAUGGACCCGAUGGCAUUGGGUACAAACUACUUGAGCUUCCUCCAGAGCUUGUUGCGCUUCUGGAGGGUGAGAAUCCACCAUCACUGAAACUAAAGUCUUCGCCAGCCGCUGCCCUACUUGAAGCAGAUGGCAAGACAUACUCGCUGAGACAAAAGAACACGUCCAAUUCUCUCAUUAUUCUCCGACCUGUUGAUGAGAUUGCUCAAGACUCCAUUGCGACCUCAAGUACGUGCACGGAAACGGGUAUGUGUGCGAUAGCCAGCGUGCACGAGACUGUUGAGCUUCUACCGGAAAAUGGACCAGUUCCGGCGGCAGCCAAGCCCAAAGGUAAAUGGCAUGAAAAAUUUGGCCGGACGAGGUAG
This is a messenger RNA of Pyricularia pennisetigena, 407 nucleotides long. RefSeq lists its product as uncharacterized. The record is from RefSeq and is a predicted model, not a curated record. Gene Ontology annotation, cellular component: Ctf18 RFC-like complex. NCBI's taxonomy places the organism in Eukaryota, Fungi, Ascomycota, Sordariomycetes, Magnaporthales, Pyriculariaceae. The coding region runs from base 9 to 407 and encodes 132 amino acids. The transcript has 2 exons. Gene Ontology annotation, biological process: mitotic sister chromatid cohesion.